UGCGUUCAUUGAGCGUUCAAUUCUCCCCUCCACUUUGCUCCGCUUGGUUCAAUGGUUAGGUUAGGUUAGGGGUGCUUAUGAAGAGGCGCACGGGGUUAGGUUUUGGUAUAGUGCACGUAACAUAUGCUAUACCAAAAUCUAACCCCGAGCGCUUCUUCGUAAACACCCUAGGUCCAUCGCUUCCCUUCGCCUUCGCGCGAUUUUAUCCAUCUACUAUAAUCUCUCUCUUUGACUAAAAAAAAAAAAUCAGCGCAAGUUUUCAAAAAAUUUCGUUCACGUUCGUGUCUCUUUUAAGAUAUCGUGUGUAAUUUAAAAUCAGAUUAAGACCUCUAACCUCUCGCUCGCUAGUCUCUCAACAGGUGAUAAUUUAUAAAUUGGGAUUUUCUUAUUGAUAGGAUAAGGUAGAAGAUCACGAGAAAUGGCGAGCGAGGAAAUAAUCGAGGCCAAUAAGAAACCACAGCCCGUAUUUAAGAAUCGCUCGUUUCAACAGAAAUUUCGGCAGACCAGCACCACUGGGAAGAAACGCACUUGGCGGUCGUUGAAACAAGUUUUGGCUCAGGAGCGUUCCUUACCAUGGCCAGUGACAGUAAAACACUACAGUUCCAUCAAUGCACCGCCGAGCUUCAAACCAGCAAAGAAAUACUCGGAUAUUUCCGGAUUACCGGCACGAUACACGGAUCCACAAACUAAAUUAUAUUAUGCCACUGCCGAAGAAUUCGCAACGGUUCGCAGUUUACCGAUGGACAUAACAGCCGGAUAUCUGGCUUUACGCGGAGCGUCUAGUAUCGUUGGUUAA
This is a messenger RNA of Temnothorax curvispinosus, 796 nucleotides long. RefSeq names its product INO80 complex subunit C. The record is from RefSeq and is a predicted model, not a curated record. Gene Ontology annotation, biological process: chromatin remodeling. Gene Ontology annotation, cellular component: Ino80 complex. NCBI's taxonomy places the organism in Eukaryota, Metazoa, Arthropoda, Insecta, Hymenoptera, Formicidae. The coding region runs from base 419 to 796 and encodes 125 amino acids. The transcript is spliced from 4 exons.